Pistacia vera is the source of this 1914-nucleotide messenger RNA. Its product is annotated as probable amidase At4g34880. NCBI's taxonomy places the organism in Eukaryota, Viridiplantae, Streptophyta, Magnoliopsida, Sapindales, Anacardiaceae. The coding region runs from base 38 to 1582 and encodes 514 amino acids. The transcript has 6 exons. The record is from RefSeq and is a predicted model, not a curated record.
UAGGAGGACAAACUCAGUCUGCUGAGGGAGCUAAAUUAUGGCUACCAAUUCACCAUAUCUGAGCAUUUCUCUGGUAUUUCUAGCACUAUUAACAUCUGGAUCACUCAUAAUUGUCAGUCAUGCAUUCUCAAUAAAAGAAGCAACCAUAAGAGACAUCCACCUAGCUUUCAAGCUAAACAAACUCACAUCAAGGCAAUUAGUUGAGCUCUACCUUGGAGAAAUCCACAAGCUCAACCCCAAACUUAGAGGGGUCAUAGAGGUGAACCCAGAUGCAUUGAAGUUAGCUGAAAAGGCUGACCAAGAGCGUGAGGCUGGAGCUGCCAGGUCGAAGCUUGGUUUGCAUGGCAUUCCCAUUUUGCUCAAGGACAACAUAGCAACAAAAGAUAAGAUGAACACAACAGCUGGCUCAUUUGCACUGGUUGGCUCCGUCGUGCCACGGGAUGCAUUUGUGGUCACCAAGUUGAUUAAAGCUGGGGCUAUUAUUUUGGGAAAGGCUAGCAUGAGCGAGUGGGCUGCUUUUAGAUCAUUUGGUGGACCUCCCAAUGGCUGGUGUGCAAGAAGUGGGCAAGGAAAGAAUCCUUAUCUUCUUUCGGCAACACCUUGUGGGUCAAGUAGCGGAUCAGCAAUAUCAGUGGCAGCAAAUAUGGUAGCAGUGUCGCUAGGAACUGAGACUGAUGGAUCCAUUUUAUACCCAUCUAGUGCUAACUCACUUGUGGGAAUCAAACCAACAGUUGGUCUCACCAGCAGAGAUGGUGUCAUCCCAAUCUCUCCAAGACAGGACACUGUUGGGCCUAUUUGCCGAACAGUGGCAGAUGCAGUUUAUGUCCUUGAUGCCAUUGUAGGCUUUGAUCACAAUGAUAAAGCAACCAGAGAAGCAUCAAAGUACAUCCCUCAUGGUGGGUACAAACAGUUUCUUAAGCCUUAUGGACUGAAAGGCAAACGAUUGGGGAUAGUGAGGAAUACAUUAGGUAGCAUUGCAAACGAAACCCAAGUUGCAAAAGCUUUUGAAAACCAUAUCCAGACACUAAGACAACAAGGUGCAGUUUUAUUGGACAACCUGAAAAUAGACAGCAUCGAUGGUGAUGCAAGUGGUGAAACAUUAGCAUUAGCAGCCGAGUUCAAGCAGGCCUUGAAUGCAUACCUCAAGGGAUUAGUUGCUUCCCCAGUUCGGUCCCUGGCAGAUGUUAUAGAAUUCAACAAGAAAUUCUCAAAAUUGGAAAAGACAAAGGAAUAUGGGCAAUCUCUUUUUGAAUUUGCACAGACCAGAAACGGUAUUGACCAUAAAGUGAAAGCAGCAUUGUUAAACUUGACAAAACUCUCCAGAGAUGGUUUUGUGAAGUUGAUUAAGGAGAAUAAGCUAGAUGCAGUGGUAACUCCUGGUCUAUAUAUUACUAGCAAUCUUGCAAUUGGUGGAUUCCCUGGAAUCACUGUCCCAGCUGGAUAUGGUAGUAAGGGUUUUCCUUUUGGAAUUUACUUUGCGGGAUUAAAGGGCUCAGAGCCGAAGCUUAUAGAGAUUGCAUAUGGUUUUGAGCAGGCUACUAAGAUUAGGAAGCCUCCUUCAUUUAAGCUUGAAGCUUUAUAAGAAUGAUUAGUAUCUGACAUUGAACUCCUUGAUCCAUGUUAGCAAAAGAUGAUGAACAUAGCCUAUUGCCAAUAAAAAGACAGUUAUUGUUUCUACUUCUGUUUCAAAUCAAUUUUAUCUAAUAAAUUCACAAGUCCACUCGGUUGAAAUAUAGUUCACCCCAAGAGGAUCUUAGUUUACUUACAUCAAAUUGCAGAUCUGAACCUAUAUUCAACCUCUGCAUACUGCUCUAGAAAGUUUUUUUCUGUAAUACUUACAUAUAUAGUAUAAUCCUUUUUAAUAAAACUCGAAGCUAGGAGGAAAUUUUGUAUAUGGAAAAGUGAUACAACUGU